AUGGCGGAUAGAUUAACCAGAGUGAUUAAUUUAGCUUCGAAGGUUUCUUCCUUCGUUAUACAGGAAACUUCACCAAGACUGACUAAGUUCCGAGAAUAUGCAAGGGUGGAACUAAGGCCACCAACACAAGCAGAUCUCAAGCCAGCAAUGGAACAAGCAACAAAGCUGAUUUGCUCAUUCAAAAGUGGUGCUUGGAAAAAUGUUUCCGUCAAGGAAGGGCUUGUUAAUGCUGUUGUGACAGUAGAAGUACUCUGCUGGUUUUUCAUCGGGGAAAUUAUCGGACGAAGAAGCUUUCUAGGAUAUAGUCGGGUUCCACAUACCUAUAUCGUCCAACACUAA
This is a messenger RNA of Schistosoma rodhaini, 339 nucleotides long. NCBI's taxonomy places the organism in Eukaryota, Metazoa, Platyhelminthes, Trematoda, Strigeidida, Schistosomatidae. The record is from the annotation of a GenBank genome assembly.